AUGAAUAUUGAAGAAAUUUAUAGUGAGUCUUUAAGAGUAAUUUUUAAAUUAGCCGAAUCUAUUCAAGAAAAUGUUUUUGAUUAAACAUUUAUAGUGUGCAUUUUAAUUGGAAUAGCAUCAUUCGUAAUUGGGAAUUAGUAUGGGUAUUUAAAAAUUUUACACUAAUAGAAAAUCAAAAAUACUAAUUUCUAAAAAAUAAAAAGAAAAGUUAGAAUAAUGUUAGAAUUUGAAAGCAUAAACUGAAAAAUCAAAAGACAGUUUAUAAAAAGAACAAAAAAAAUUAUCAAAACUUACUUAAAUAUUUGUUGCUGUAAUUAUCUUUAUUAAUUUAAUCUUGAUUUUACUUGAAAUAACUAUAGUAACUUUAGAGAUACGAUUUGGGCUAAGCCUCCUUUUAGUAAUUAUACCUUAUUCAUAUAAAAAAUAUGAGAAUUUUAAAUUAAAUUCAAUUAAGCAUAAUUUAGAGUAAACUGAAAAAGAAACAAAAUAAAUUAUUUUAGACAUUUAGCAUGUAUACAUUAAAUCAAUUCAUAUUAGAAUUUAGGAAAUAAUAUAAUUACUCUAAUAUAAGGUGAAAAAAUGAAAGAAAAAAUGGAAGAAAUGAAAAAAAAGAUGUAAUUAGAAAUUGGGGCUACUCGGAAAAAUUUAGAAAAAUUAUUUGAAGAUCAAUAUAAAAUUUAGAUUGAGGAUUUGAAGAAGAAAAUUAAGACACUUGAAGAUAAAGAAUUUUUAAAUAAAACAGAGCUUCAAAAUUUUAAAAGAAGUGUAUAAACUCAUAAAACAGAACCUAUUUAAAAAUAAGUUUAAAAUAAAAAUGAAGAUGAAACAUAAAUUUUAAAGCAAAAAAUUUAAUAUUUAUAAAAAGAAGGCUAAAUUUAAAAGGAUAUGAUAUCAAAGGUGAUUAAUUUGAAAUGGUGUGAAGAAUGUUAGGGAUUGAAAAUUCAUUGCAUAGAGUUAUAUUUUGAGAAUGCAAGAAAUAUAGGGGAAGAAUAUAAUUAGAAAUUACAAGAGUUAGAAAAGGAAUAUUAGGUUAAAAGUUGAG
Messenger RNA from Paramecium sonneborni, 1042 nucleotides. NCBI's taxonomy places the organism in Eukaryota, Ciliophora, Oligohymenophorea, Peniculida, Parameciidae. The record is from the annotation of a GenBank genome assembly.